Messenger RNA from Triticum dicoccoides, 2800 nucleotides. RefSeq lists its product as uncharacterized. Lineage: Eukaryota; Viridiplantae; Streptophyta; Magnoliopsida; Poales; Poaceae. The transcript has 2 exons. The coding region runs from base 549 to 2504 and encodes 651 amino acids. The record is from RefSeq and is a predicted model, not a curated record.
CUCUAACAAAACAGAAUCUCUCUCUGUCUCCCUCCCUCCCUCCCUCUCUGCGCAAAGACAGCAGAGGCUCCUCCUCCUCGUCCUCCAUUGAGAUAGAUCCUAGUAUCAUUGUAGUUUGAAGAUUAUCUUGGCAAUUGAGCUCCUCUGCUUCUGCCUAAUGCUCAACAAUUUAUAAAUAAAUCAAGAAAAAGGAAAAGGAACAGUGGAUGGUCAAUCAAAUAUCAGAUCAGAACACCGCUGUAUCAGACGGUUUAGUCUGCCAGGGCUCAAGUACCUUGUGGGUGACGAUUUUUGUUGAGGCCAGAAGGUAAAUGGACAGGGCAGACACGUCAGGUUUUGUUAGUAGCGGAUUCAACGUUACCUCGCUGCUGCUAAUAUUUUUCGACUUCGUCUUCUCUCUCAUGCACAUAUGAAAUACCAAAUCAAGAAUCAACUGAUCUUCUGUUGCCCAGAGAUACUUGUUCUCCAUCCACCACCUUCACUCAGUUAGUUCAUGUUCAAAGAAUAAACAGGCCAGUUCAGUCAGUUCUCAGUGUAUAAAGGUAUAGAUGAAUAACGGUUACGCGGAUAUGCGUCACCGUGGAAGCCAGCCCCUGAACGACAGUUCUGCAGUGUUGAUGUCCGGGCACUUGACGCCGAGUUACACUAGUGUCGGCCAUGGUCAGACCUCAUUUUCCUUGGACUUCCGGGGUUCGGCAAUGGACAACUGCAGCCGUGGCAACAGGAGUGUCCAGCGGUCUGGUCAUGCUUCUGCCCAAGAUGAUGCGUGCAGGCUGGUACUUGGACUGGGUCCGUCGCCGGAACCUAGCUCUGUGGAUUACCAGCAGCCUGCCGGAGGAGCAGGCAAGUCGAAAGCGCCGGUGACUCUGUUUGGCCGGAGUUUAUCGUUCACUAAUCCUGGGACGAUAACCCUUGGGCUUCAUGAUCAGGUGGGUAAUGCUGAAGCUAUCGCUCAGCAUUCUGAACCGCCUGGAGGAAACAUCAUCUCCUUCUCCGGUGUCGACGAGAGCUCGACGUCGGCCAGGAGGAGCUCCGGUGGCUACAUUCCGUCGCUGCUCUUCGCGUCUCGGCCGAAUCUUUGUGUUGCUCAAGAGAAUCGGGCAGAGGCGCAUGAUGAUCUGCUGGAUGACCACACGGACAACGCCAAUGAUAGUGCCGAGCAUCACCUUCAAUUCAGCCCUGAACCUUCUGCAACGACAAUGACAGAGACUUCGUUCGGUGUGAGCUCUGAUGUUGUCACCGGUGUAACUGAUCGUGGACAGCCGGUUCAUCGCCGGUUUCCGAAGAAGUGCAGGUUCAAAGGGUGCUCCAAAGGUGCGAGAGGUGCAUCAGGCCUGUGCAUUGCCCAUGGCGGCGGGCAGAGGUGCCAGAAGCCCGGAUGCUACAAGGGUGCCGAGAGCCGAACGGCCUACUGCAAGGCCCAUGGAGGCGGCCGGCGGUGUAUGCAGCUCGGCUGCACUAAGAGCGCCGAGGGAAAGACGGAUCACUGCAUUGCCCACGGCGGAGGUCGCCGGUGUGGAUACAACAGCUGCCCUAAAGCCGCGCGUGGCAAGUCCGGGCGAUGCAUCAAGCACGGAGGAGGGAAGCGGUGCGCGGUUGAGGGCUGCAUCCGGAGCGCCGAGGGGAAGGUCGGGUUCUGCAUCUCCCACGGCGGCGGCCGCCGUUGCCAGUACCCUGACUGCCGCAAGGGGGCGCAGGGCAGCACGCUGUACUGCAAGUCCCACGGCGGCGGCAAGAGGUGCGUCUUCGAGGGCUGCGCCAAGGGCGCGGAAGGCAGCACGCCGCUGUGCAAGGCGCACGGCGGCGGGAAGCGCUGCAUGCACGAAGGCGGCGGCGUGUGCCCCAAGAGCGUCCACGGGGGCACCAACUACUGCGUGGCGCACGGCGGCGGGAAGCGCUGCGCGGUGCCCGGGUGCGGCAAGAGCGCCCGCGGGCGCACCGAGUUCUGCGUGAAGCACGGCGGUGGCAAACGGUGCAAGGUCGACAGCUGCGGCAAGAGCGCGCAGGGGAGUACGGAGUUCUGCAAGGCCCACGGCGGCGGCAAGCGGUGCACCUUCGGCACGGGCUGCGACAAGUUCGCCCGCGGGCGGAGCGGCCUCUGCGCCGCCCACGCGACGCUGGUGGCCUCGCAGUCCCAGUCCCAUGCACAGCAGCGAGGACGCGGCGGCGGGAGCAUGAUCGGGCCGGGCCUCUUCCGAGGCAUCGUGUCCUCGUCAGCCGCGGCCGCAGCCGCCAGCGCCAUGAACUACGAGUACUCGUCGGGCGUGAGCACGGUGUCGGAGUGCGACGGCUCGCCGGUGCCUACGCCGGGGAGGCAGGAGCUGAUUCCUCCUCAGGUGCUGGUUCCCCUCUCUAUGAAGUCCUCGUCGCCAUCCGCGGAUAGGCGCAGGGAGAGUGGAGAGUUGUGUGUUCCAGAGGGGAGGGUGCACGGGGGUGGACUCCUGUCAUUGCUCGGCGGGAGCUUCAGGAACGUCAUUGACGUCGACAAACUCUCAAGCCGCUAGCUCGGGUCUAAAUUUCUGUCUGUCCAAAUUAUACUUUCUUCUUGAACCCACAAAAAAAUUUGAACAUUCUACACGUCUUAUAGUGUUAGGUAUGGGUGUCACGUAUGAACUGUUAUGGGAAAGCUUAAAUUCUUGGCAGUUCCACAAGCUUUUGGGACGGGAAAGCUUUUGGGCCGUAAUUCUUGUUGAUUAGACCGAUAUGUAUGUAAUAAUGCAACCUUUUGUUUUGCUGGAUUAUCUCAUCGAUGAUUCUCAUGAACUCUAUUGAUGAUAAAGCUGCUCUAGGGUUGAAAUGA